Molecule: messenger RNA, 444 nt
Organism: Closterium sp. Naga37s-1
Lineage: Eukaryota; Viridiplantae; Streptophyta; Zygnematophyceae; Desmidiales; Closteriaceae
Source: the annotation of a GenBank genome assembly
AUGCAUGUGGGGGCUUCUGGGUGCUUCUGGGUGAAUGUGGAUGGACACACACGGGGAGGUGCAAAGAGUGAGAAGUGUAGAAAAAGCGCAAGGAAGAAGGAGAAGCAGAGGGGCAGGCGAGCGGGGCAGAGCGAGAGGGGCACGGCGAGAGGGGCACGGCGAGAGGGGCAGGGCGAGAGAGGGGCAGGGAGAAAGGCAGGAGGAAGAGAGAGGGGGAAACACCGACCUGCCAUGUGUGGUGGUGGUGGUGGUGGUGGUGGUGGUGGUGGUGGUGGUGGUGGUGGUGGUGGUGGUGGUGGUGGUGGUGGUGGUGGUGGUGGUGGUGGUGGUGGUGGUGGUGGUGGUGGUGGUGGUGGUGGUGGUGGUGGUGGUGGUGGUGGUGGUGGUGGUGGUGGUGGUAGGGGAGGACGGCAGGGAUUAGGUCGGGAAGGUCUGGGAGUGUGA